GUACAGUACUGCCAAUGCACCGCAGCAAGUCGCCCUUUUGCCCUCCAACACACCUGAACCCUGUCUUUGUUGACGGGCAGGGGGUGGAACUUCCCAGGAGGAACCGUGCCCUGGAGAAAAGCAACGUUGAAGCCCCCCCCACUAUUCCAAAGAUCGGCAAGUGUUUUUCUUUCAGGGUCACCCCCCAGUAAAAACCCCCGGCCAGGUUCAUUGGGUACACUGCACAAGGCAACCCCCAAAGGCAGGGCAGUUUUUCAAUUUCUUUACCCUCUCUUCCACUCUCCACGGUCACAUACGACCUCUUUUCCCACUCCCUAAGAGCUCUCGUUCGUCGCAAGGCUCGUGGCAGGACAUUUGUUUGUUCCGCCGUUCCAUUCAUUCCGUUUGCGUGCUUUGUUUGCAGCUGUGCCUCUCUUUGACCGGCUUCUAAACACACUCUUUUCUUCUUUUUUGGUGCUCUACCAUAACAUAAUCGGCGUUGACGCUAGCUUCUCGGCUCCGUCGCAUUCAUUCUUUUCUUGUCGGCGCAGCAUUAUCGAAUUCAGCAAACUGACCUGUUCUUCGAACAUCGCCUCUCGGCAAUCGCGUUUUGAUUCUGAGCAGUUAUCAGCUGAAAGAUAUUUUUCUUACGAUUCGAUUGCAUCUGAUACUUGAACGCUCAGCGUAUAGAUUGCAGUGGAGAGAUAGGUGUAGGCCGUUGGAUCUGCACCACCCUCCUAUUUUUACUCACCUUCAGACGACAAGAGUAUUUGAUAUUGGUCCCUAGGACGACAACGAGCUUAUCAUGGUUCACCGAAGACACAUGCAGCUGCAUAAGCGGCAGAAGCUGCGAGCGAGGAAUGUUCAGGAGUUUGAGGAGGCUCAGUUGGAGGAUACAGCACUGAACGUGGAGAAGCGCCAGCGUGGGAGUCUGAAGGAUGCUUGGGAUGAAUUCACAGAGGGUGUCAGGGACGCGUUUAACCCGCAGCCGAAGACAACCAAGAACGAGGAGGACGACACACCUACAACGAAACCGCAAGCUAGUAGGUCUCAGACCACCACCACUCAGGCGUCGACGUCCAAAUCGACACACACGCCGACGAGUCGCAAUGUCGUGACAAAGACGGAUGAGCAGCUCAAGGGAACCCCUCUCCUGGUAGCUCCCAGUGAUUCCAAGACGACGGAAGCAUCUAACACGUUGCACGACUCGACCUUGCCCGCCUCUAUUGCUGCGCCUACGCAGACACUAGCUUCGGCGAGCGAUGCCCCAUUGGCGGUCGCCAAGGACACACCAACCAUAAUGUCAACCCCGAGCUCAACUCCCACACCAUCCAGCGCCGCAAGCAAGGCUGAUGAUGAUGACUCUGGUGGUGCUGCCUCCAAGGCUGGUAUCGCAUUUGGUAUCAUUGGCGGUCUGUUGGUUAUCUCCCUGCUCAUAUUCUUUCUGUUCAAGAAGCGCAAGCAGCAGCUGGAGAGGCGGCAGCUGCAGGAGGAGGAUGAAAAGUUUUCGGGAGCAUUCGCCGCGAUCCCCAACUCCAACGCAAGGCGAUCAUCUCGCCACCAAUCUUCCCGCCUGAGCCUGACACCUCUGAACCGACAGCCGACUCUGCCCUUGAACCUGAGUGGUGCUCCACCCGUCUACCCUAAGAACUCGGAUAACGCCUGGGAGAGGCCGCGCACCGGCAACAGCGCCAACAACCCGGCGAAUCCUUUUGGUAACCACGCCGAGACAAUGGAGCAAUCGUCCGUUUCGCCUGCUUCCGGAAAUGAUGAAUCUUCUAUCGCCACUGGAAUGCUCACUCGCAAGCAGUCAAUCCGCAAGGACGCACCUCACCCCCUUGACCUGACCCUGCCACCUGUACCCGGAGCCGCAGGUAGCCAAGCCAGCCCUGCCAGGACUGACUACAGCGGAAACGAACUGUCGCCUGGUGUUGCCGCUGUAGCAUCACCCGGAGCCGCCGCCAUUGCUGCUGCCGGUGGCCCUGCACAAUCUGCUGUCCAUCGUGUACAGCUCGACUUUAAGCCUACGAUGGAAGAUGAGAUGGAACUAAAGGCCGGCACUCUGGUGCGGCUACUGUUUGAGUAUGACGAUGGAUGGGCGCUCUGCAUCCGUUUGGACCGAUCCCAGCAAGGUGUCGUCCCAAGGACAUGCCUUUCCACCCGUCCACUCAAGCCCAGGACCGGUGGCCCACCUGGACAGCGACCAGGACCACCGGUCAACGCAUACCGGGGAGCAAAUCCCCCUGUUGCCAUGAAGACUCAGGGAUACAAGCCCCCGAGUCCAGUCGGCAGCAUGCGUCGCCAGAGCCCAACCCCGCCGAGCCCCAAGCAGCCUCAGGGACAUAAGCCCCCGAGUCCUGUCGGCAGCAUGCGGCGCCAGAGCCCAACCCCGCCGAGCCCAAUGCAGGCUCAGGGAUACAAGCCCCCGAGUCCUGUCGGCAGCAUGCGUCGCCAGAGCCCCACUCCGCCGAGUCCAAUGCAGACUCAGGGAUACAAGCCCCCGAGUCCAGUAAGCAGCAUGCAUAGGCAGAGCCCAGCGGAGCCUAGCCCCAUGCCGCCGCCUAAAGAACAAGCACCACUGGUGAACGGCCAACCAGGCCACACCCGGGCCAAGGAGUCGAUCGAGCGAAAGCCGGUCCCUGGCCAGGCCAUGUGA
Messenger RNA from Pyricularia grisea, 2635 nucleotides. RefSeq lists its product as uncharacterized. The record is from RefSeq and is a predicted model, not a curated record. Lineage: Eukaryota; Fungi; Ascomycota; Sordariomycetes; Magnaporthales; Pyriculariaceae. The coding region runs from base 785 to 2635 and encodes 616 amino acids. The transcript is spliced from 2 exons. Gene Ontology annotation, molecular function: protein binding.